AUGGUAACAGGUGGUCAAGGUAAAUUAAACCAAAAAAAUCAAAAGGGUGAUAAGAAAAACUUGAGUUAUGAUAAUAAGAUUAAUAAUAAUAUAAAUAUUAGCGUUGUGGAAAAGAGUGAAGGUAAUUAUAAAGAGAGUUAUGUCUUUUACAAAAAGGAUAUGUGUGAUGAGAAUAAUAAUAUAAGUAAUAUGGAAGGCAUUGAUCAAUUUCAUAAUUGUAAUAAUGAACAGAAAAAAAUAGAUACCACUACUAUUACUACAUAUAAUAAUAAUAUUAAUAGUAGUAGUAAUAAUAAUUAUAAUAAUGAUUAUGAUAUUGAUGAGAAUAAUAAUUUUCAUUGUCAUGAUGAUGAUCAUAAACAUUUGGAUAAUUAUUGUGUAAAGGAUGAUUAUUCACAUGAGGAUAAUGAUCAGUGCCAUGUUUGCAAUACUGUUGAUAUGCUGAAUCUUGAAGAAGAAAGACAUUUUUGUAAUGUGUGUUUUUCCUUUUUAUAUUAUAAAAAAUAUUGUUUCUAUGAAUUGUUAAGAAUAUAUAAAAAUUAUUCUUGUCUUAAUGAAGAAGAGAAAAAUCUCCUUACAGAAUCGAUUUAUGCAAAGUUAUAUAAAAUGUAUCUAACCACAUUGAAUAAUUAUUAUUUUAUUCUUAAUAUAUUAUUACCUCAAAUAUCAACACAUAUAAUAAUACACUUGUUAACCUUUACAUUCCACAAACCAGAAGAAGAUGAACACAUGAAGGAAGAAUAUGUAAUGAAUGAAAUUAUAAAUAAAUUAACAAAUCAGGAAUUGAAUAAUAUUGACAAAGUAUAUAAUUAUCAUAAUUUUAAUGUGCGACUCUUGUGUAAGGAUGAUGCUCUUAUUAUAUUGAAUGAGAUAAGAUCCAAGAUGAUCAAUAGUCAGAAUGAAAAAAAAAUAGUUGACAUGCUUAACAUGAAGUGUGGAGAUGUUAUUGUGGAUGAUAAGAAUGGUAGUGAUAAGGAUAGUGGUAAUAAUGAUAUUCAUAAUAAGGAUAUUCAUAAUAAGUAUGAUGAUAAUAUGGAUAGUAGUGAUAAGAGUAGUUGUAAUAAAAACAGUUGCGAUAAUCACUGCGAUAAUCAUUGCGAUAAUCACAGCGAUAAUCAUUGCGAUAAUCACAGCGAUAAUCACUGCGAUAAUCAUUGCGAUAAUCAUUGCGAUAAUCAUUGCGAUAAUCACUGCGAUAAUCAUUGCGAUAAUCACUGCGAUAAUCACUGCGAUAAUCACUGCGAUAAUCAUUGCGAUAAUCAUUGCGAUAAUCACUGCGAUAAUCACUGCGAUAAUCACUGCGAUAAUCACUGCGAUAAUCACUGCGAUAAUCACAGCGAUAAUCACUGCGAUAAUCAUUGCGAUAAUCAUUGCGAUAAUCAUUGCGAUAAUCAUUGCGAUAAUCACUGCGAUAAUCAUUGCGAUAAUCACAGCGAUAAUCACUGCGAUAAUCAUUGCGAUAAUCACAGCGAUAAUCAUUGCGAUAAUCAUUGCGAUAAUCACAGCGAUAAUCACUGCGAUAAUCAUUGCGAUAAUCAUUGCGAUAAUCACUGCGAUAAUCACUGCGAUAAUCACUGCGAUAAUCAUUGCGAUAAUCAUUGCGAUAAUCACUGCGAUAAUCACUGCGAUAAUCACUGCGAUAAUCAUUGCGAUAAUCAUUGCGAUAAUCACUGCGAUAAUCACUGCGAUAAUCACUGCGAUAAUCACUGCGAUAACAACAAAAUGAAUAGAACACACCUUAUGAAUAGUAACACAAAAGGGGAUGACCAAACAUGCAAAAAUACCAAUGAAUACAGUGACACUAGUUCUAAUCAUUAUUGUAAUAAUAUAGAAGAAGAUACAUAUAAUGUAGUGAACCCAGGGGUAGAUCUUGAUGUACAUAAUAUUAUAGAUUCGAAAAAUAUAAAAGAUUAUCAUAAUGAUAUCAAGGAAAAUAUGUGUAAUAAUAACAAAACGUUACAUGCUGAUGAAAAUAUGCCUAAUGAUAAUAUUUGUGCGAGGGAAAAUAAUUCAAAGUAUGAACAUACUCCUCCUGGAAUGAGGAUAUCACAAGCUUAUACCCCGACAUUAGAUGAUUACAACUUAAUUCAAAAUAUGAGCAAGGUAAGAAGUACUUUAAGACAAUUUGUAAGAGAUUGGUCUAUGGAAGGUCAAGAAGAAAGAGAUAAAGCAUAUAUACCUUUAAUAAACAGUCUAGAUAAAUAUUUACCUAUUCAUGAUAAUUAUAUUCCUAAAAUUUUAUGCCCUGGUUCAGGUUUAGGUAGAUUACCAUAUGAAAUAGCUAAAAAAGGAUAUAGAAGUCAAGGGAAUGAAUUUUCUUAUUUUAUGUUAUUAGGUUCUAACUUUAUUUUGAAUUAUUAUAAUGAGAAAUAUUCUUUAUCUAUUCAUCCAUAUUGUUUAUGCACAUCUAAUAGAAGAGGUAGAGAUGAUCACUUAAAAAUUAUACAAUUACCGGAUGUAAAUACAUAUAAUAAAAUAGUUUUAAAUACGGAUUUUUCUAUGUGUGCAGGAGAAUUAAUUGAAGUAUAUUAUUAUGAUAAAGAAUAUUUUGAUGGUGUUUUAACAUGUUUCUUUUUAGAUACAGCCAAAAACCUAUUCAUGUAUAUACGAACAUUUGCAUCCAUAUUGAAGCCUAAUUCAUUAUGGUCAAAUAUUGGACCAUUAUUAUAUCAUUAUGCUGAAAUGCCUAAUGAAAUGUCUAUCGAAUUGGCUUGGGACGAAAUUCAAAUUAUUAUAUCCAAGUGGUUUACCAUAAAGGAAAUAAAAUGGAUUGAUAAUUAUUACACAACCAAUUUUGAUUCCAUGAUGCAAGUUCAGUAUCAUUGUGUUUUUUUUAGUGCCAUCAGAAAUGACAUUCCGGUAGAUUAA
Plasmodium falciparum 3D7 is the source of this 2868-nucleotide messenger RNA. RefSeq names its product carnosine N-methyltransferase family protein. The record is from RefSeq and is a predicted model, not a curated record. Gene Ontology annotation, molecular function: S-adenosylmethionine-dependent methyltransferase activity; carnosine N-methyltransferase activity. Lineage: Eukaryota; Apicomplexa; Aconoidasida; Haemosporida; Plasmodiidae.